CAGGGCGGCGCCGGGGGCUGGUAGGUUGCCUCCCUUCCCGGGCUCGGAGCGGCCAGAGCUCCCCAGCAGCCCGAGUUCACGAUGACCUGCUGAGAAGCGGCGUCGGAGGCUGCAGGAGGCAGCCUCGCUGCGGGAGGUGCGGUUCGCGGCCUCCUCCCUUGUCGUGCGGAGCCCCGGCCCCCAACCCAUCCCCGCGCCCCCUCCCCGCAGCCGGUCGAGAUGGCGGAUCCAGCCGAAUGCAGCAUCAAAGUGAUGUGCCGGUUUCGGCCCCUCAACGAGGCGGAGAUCCUCCGUGGGGACAAAUUCAUCCCCAAAUUUAAAGGCGAUGAAACCGUGGUGAUUGGGCAAGGGAAGCCAUACGUCUUCGACAGAGUGCUACCUCCCAACACGACCCAAGAGCAGGUUUACAAUGCGUGUGCGAAGCAAAUUGUCAAAGAUGUCCUUGAGGGUUACAAUGGGACAAUUUUUGCAUAUGGACAGACUUCAUCAGGAAAAACCCACACCAUGGAGGGAAAGCUGCAUGACCCUCAACUUAUGGGAAUCAUCCCAAGGAUCGCACACGACAUCUUUGAUCAUAUCUAUUCCAUGGAUGAAAACCUGGAAUUUCACAUCAAGGUUUCCUAUUUUGAGAUCUACUUGGACAAAAUAAGGGACUUACUCGAUGUGUCCAAGACAAACUUGGCUGUUCAUGAAGAUAAAAACAGAGUCCCAUAUGUAAAGGGGUGCACUGAGCGGUUUGUGUCAAGCCCUGAAGAGGUCAUGGAUGUUAUAGAUGAAGGAAAAGCUAACCGACACGUGGCCGUAACAAACAUGAAUGAACACAGCUCUAGAAGUCACAGUAUCUUCCUGAUAAAUAUUAAACAAGAGAAUGUAGAGACUGAAAAAAAACUCAGCGGGAAGCUUUAUCUGGUUGAUUUGGCUGGAAGCGAAAAGGUCAGCAAAACUGGUGCCGAGGGAGCCGUUCUCGAUGAAGCUAAAAAUAUCAAUAAGUCUUUGUCUGCUCUUGGAAACGUGAUCUCUGCCUUGGCAGAAGGGACAAAAACACACGUGCCGUACCGAGACAGUAAGAUGACUCGAAUUCUUCAGGACUCGCUUGGCGGGAACUGUCGAACCACCAUUGUCAUUUGCUGUUCUCCCUCUGUCUUCAAUGAGGCUGAGACCAAGUCCACGCUUAUGUUUGGACAAAGAGCAAAGACCAUCAAGAAUACAGUCUCUGUGAACUUGGAACUGACGGCAGAGGAAUGGAAGAAGAAAUAUGAAAAAGAGAAAGAAAAAAACAAGACUUUGAAAAAUGUUAUCCAGCACCUGGAGAUGGAGCUAAACAGAUGGAGAAAUGGAGAAGCUGUGCCUGAGGAUGAACAGAUAAGCGCUAAGGACCAGAAGAACCUGGAGCCCUGUGAUAACACUCCCAUCAUAGACAAUAUUGCUCCUGUUGUUGCUGGUAUCUCCACAGAGGAGAAGGAGAAGUACGAUGAGGAAAUCUCCAGCCUAUACAGACAACUGGACGAUAAGGAUGAUGAAAUUAACCAGCAGAGCCAGCUGGCUGAAAAGCUAAAGCAACAGAUGUUGGAUCAGGAUGAGCUUUUGGCUUCCACAAGAAGAGACUAUGAGAAAAUCCAGGAGGAGCUGACGCGUCUCCAGAUUGAAAAUGAGGCAGCCAAAGACGAGGUGAAAGAAGUCCUCCAGGCCUUGGAGGAGCUGGCUGUAAAUUAUGACCAGAAGUCACAGGAAGUGGAGGACAAGACCAGGGCCAAUGAGCAGCUGACGGAUGAGCUGGCCCAGAAAACGACGACAUUGACAACCACCCAGAGAGAGCUGAGCCAGCUACAAGAGCUUAGCAACCAUCAGAAAAAGAGGGCUACUGAGAUCCUGAAUUUGCUACUGAAGGAUCUGGGGGAGAUAGGAGGAAUUAUUGGCACCAAUGAUGUGAAGACCUUGGCAGAUGUGAAUGGAGUCAUUGAAGAGGAGUUCACCAUGGCCCGCCUGUACAUCAGUAAGAUGAAGUCGGAGGUCAAGUCCCUGGUGAACCGCAGCAAACAGCUUGAGAGUGCCCAGAUGGACUCCAACCGGAAGAUGAAUGCCAGCGAGCGGGAGCUGGCAGCCUGCCAGCUGCUUAUCUCCCAGCAUGAAGCCAAGAUCAAAUCUCUGACAGACUACAUGCAAAACAUGGAACAGAAGAGGAGGCAGCUGGAAGAGUCUCAGGACUCACUCAGCGAAGAGCUGGCUAAGCUCCGAGCCCAAGAAAAAAUGCACGAAGUCAGCUUCCAGGAUAAGGAAAAGGAACACCUGACGCGGCUGCAGGAUGCUGAGGAAAUGAAGAAGGCACUGGAGCAGCAGAUGGAGAGCCACCGGGAAGCUCACCAGAAGCAGCUGUCCAGACUUCGAGACGAAAUAGAGGAGAAGCAAAAAAUCAUUGAUGAGAUUCGGGAUUUGAAUCAGAAGCUGCAACUGGAACAGGAGAAGCUGAGUUCCGAUUAUAACAAGCUGAAAAUAGAGGACCAGGAGAGAGAGAUGAAACUGGAAAAGCUCUUAUUGCUCAAUGAUAAGAGGGAACAAGCCCGAGAGGAUCUCAAAGGGCUGGAGGAGACAGUGUCUAGAGAACUGCAGACGCUUCAUAACCUUCGCAAACUCUUUGUCCAGGAUCUGACCACCCGAGUUAAAAAAAGUGUGGAGCUGGACAGUGAUGAUGGAGGAGGCAGUGCUGCCCAGAAGCAGAAAAUUUCCUUCCUGGAGAAUAACCUGGAGCAGCUCACAAAAGUUCACAAACAGCUGGUCCGGGACAACGCAGAUCUGCGGUGUGAACUGCCCAAGCUGGAAAAGAGGCUGCGUGCUACGGCGGAGCGUGUCAAGGCCCUGGAGAGUGCGCUGAAGGAAGCCAAGGAGAACGCCAUGCGGGACCGAAAACGCUAUCAGCAGGAGGUGGACCGCAUCAAGGAGGCCGUGCGAGCCAAAAACAUGGCCAGGAGGGCCCAUUCGGCCCAGAUCGCCAAGCCCAUCCGCCCAGGACACUACCCAGCAUCAUCUCCAACGGCCGUCCAUACCAUCCGAGGGGGCGGAGGCGGCUCUUCAAAUGCCACUCACUACCAGAAAUAAACAUGAAGUGUGACUCCACGUAGCAUGUCAAGGACUACAUUAACCACCAACCCCUUCAUUAUUUUUUUCCCCUCCUACACAGUUGCCAUUUUCUGUCCCACUCGCUUACUCCAGCCAUCUGCAGUACGCCAGUUUCAGGUAUCUUAACUGUGUGGAAUUGCUGUGUGUACAGAUGUGUGCUUAGACUUUUCUCUUCCUGAGAAAUUGGAAGGAGAUGAUUACAGAGCAUCCACUCACCACUCAGAACCAUUGCCCCUGACUCGGCCUCCAGGCCAUCGGGUGGUCUCUGGGCGGCUCCCAGAUGGAACGCCCUUACGUGCCAUUCCCUGGAGGGGACCCUGCAACAACCAAGUGCUGCGGAGGCGAGCGAUCCGGCUCAGCCACAACUGUCUGGCUUCCUGUAAAAUAAACACAUUGCUUUAUAUUUUUAGGGAAGCAAAAAGUGCUGUUAUAGGCUUCACAAUUUUCAUUCUGAACGCUUUUCCGAAACAAAUUGCCCCAAAGAAGCAUUUUCAAUAUCCUGGUCACAUCUUUGGAUUCUGUAAAAUAUACCUCUGCAAAGCAAAUUUCUUCACGGCAGAAAAACAAGCUGACAGUAGAAAUGUCUAAUUUGUUCAUUCACACACAUCUAUGUAAAUGCAAAAAGUCAUAAAAUUCACCCCUGAGCUGUUUGCUGUUGAACCUGCAGCGGCUGGUCCCCUAAUUUCACAGCCAACCCAGUUUGAACACCAUUUCUUCAGAAGUGUUGCAAAUGCUGUGAAGUUGGAUGAGUAAAAAUGGGGUUGCUUCUUUCCUCAAUUCAUCCUCCCUGAUCCUUCUAGAGCUUGCAUUGGGAUGGUCUCUUUCCCUAGGGAACUAUCUUGUACCUUGAAGGGGGUGUUGCUGAAGAAAUCCAGAAUCAUUCCAGCAAUUAAAAAAGGAAGCCCUGGGGGAGGAAGUAAUUGACAAAUUUUUGUGCCUGACUAUGACUAAGUUGUUAUGAAUUUAUUUUAGCCCAUCAUUGCAUACUGUUCAUUUGAAUUCUCUCUUUGGCACCAGUAGAUGGGUUUCAUCAUCUGAGGUGGAAUUAGAAGAAACUGGUAUGAAUGAAUUCUUUACAUGUAGGAAUUUGUUUAUUCAAAUACAUGAAUCUAAAGCCAAAUUAACACUUACUUCCAGGUGUGCAUUAUUAAGAUGAAUGGUUUCCAUGUAGUAAAGUUUUCAGGGAAACCGAUAGGGAUUCGAGUAAGUUGGUCUGUGUGCUGCUGCUGCUUUUGAUAAAUUUGCGAGUAAGUCGGUGACUGCCAGGCCAAUCUUGGUGAUAGCGUUCAUCCUUCUUUGUGCCCACCCAAGAUGAGUGAGCUGGCAUAGUCCCUUGUAGCUGUUACCACUGGAAUGGAGUGUAUACCAGGGGAGAUGCUGGGCUUUCCCAUGGCCAUGUGGCCACAGGGUUGAAGAUCGUUCAGGAGUGUGUGUGUGUACAAACAGCUAAAAAGUGCGAACUCACUUCCAAACUCUUAUAUAAAAAUUGCCUAACUACUUUGACUUAAUUUGCUAAAUGUUCCUCUAUGUUUUUGUGGGGACUCAGGAGAGAGGGGGUUGCUAUGAGUCGGAAUUGACUCAAGGGCAAUGGCUUCUUUUUUUUUUUUUUUUAGGAGAGAGAAAAGAACAUGAAUUCUAUUGGAGUAUUUAGUAAAGGUGGACAAUUUUGCUUUUUUUUUUAUUCUUCGGCAUGGUUUUCAUAUGUUGUUGCCAUUACCUACCUCCAUGCCCCCCUCCCACCACUGCCCCAAUAUAAUUGCCCAAUCUCUAUUUGCAGUCUGAUAGAAGGGUCACUGUAGGGCAGGUUUUGCAAACCUUAUCAGUUAGCAACAUAUGCCACAGACGAUAAACUUGCUGUUAAUAUGUUUGUCUCAGAUUUUGAAGCUAAAACAUUAGUCUUGGAGAGGAUUGCCAAUUAAUAAUUGUCAUACUGUUAUGUUAUUGCUCUGUGUUUGGAAAUUGAACAAAGGUCGGUAAUUUUUUGGCUCUGGUUAAUAAUCCUCAUAGAUUAUUUUAGAUUCCUUCCAAAGCAAUUUUUCCCGUGGUAUCCCUUUUCUACUUCUAAAGACCUGUGUGGCCCUUUCAUGUUGGGGGAAAAAAAAAAAAUUCACUUGUAGUUCCACAGAACUUGACCUCUACAAGAGACUCACAAAAUUCGCUUCACUUUUGUUCACAGGAAAGUUGGCUUUGAUGUCUCUUAAAGAUAAUUCUGCUAGUUGCUGAUCAGCCAGUCAGUUCACCUAGCUUCAAUCUUUAUAGGACCUCUAAACUAAUUUUCCUACACUGUGACAAAAAAGUACACAGAUAUUGGAAUGGAUUAUACAGUGUGUUCAGAGAUCCCUAAAUAUCACUUUGUAUAAUAAGCCCAUUACUACAUCAGCACUGUAUACUCUGCAGGGCACUUUAUUUUUAAAGCCACAUUUAUAUAACUUGUAUUUUUUCAGACUAUUGCUCCCUUACAUUUAUACUCAAUAUAAAAACUAUACUUCUGAACAGCCGAGCCUCUGAUUAUAGUUUUGGUUGUAUGCUGCUUUUUUCCUGGUGUGAGUGUGCGUCUUUGUCUCCUCUGAGUAAUUUUAUAUUUCAUGCUGCAUCUUGGAAGUUUACUCUUUGAUGUUAUAAGUGAAUAGCCAGAUGGUUUAUACAAAUAAGUUCCACCUGCGGGAUGGCGGGAUGCUAAACUAGAGGAAUGUUGUUUGAGAUAUCAAGAUUUAUGGUUGAGAACUAAAAUAUGUUGAUGCCAAAUGUGUUUUGGUCAAUGCCUAAAGAAUACUGUAAAAAUGUGUCAUUUCUUCAACUGCUGUAUAGUUUGCUUUUGUUGAAUGGACGACUCAUAGGCAGAUCAAUUAAGAGUGUGGUUAAGAUUUUAAAGGUAAUAGUAUAUGAUUGAGAAAGUUAGAAUGAAUAGAAGUAUUGGGAUAAAGAAAAUAAAAACUUUAUCAUCUAGAAUGUACUGUCUAGUGACUUUUUAUAGUCCUGAAGGUCACAUGAGAAAGUGAUAUUUCUGUCCAAGGCAAGAUCCAGCAUCACCAGUGGGCAGAGAGUGAUCGCCCCCUCUCCUGUAGGAAUAACUGAAAGCAAAUAAAAGCUCCUAACAGUCCCUUCUUCAAAACGCAAGUUUUAGCAGGAAGAAGACAUUUGGACUACAGCUAUAUAGCAGAUUGGGAAAAGUUUUCAUUGGCAGGUUACAAGGGAGGAGUUCUCUUCCUUGUCUCACCUUGAGUACCUUGAGCAAGCUAAAGGAAACAUCAUAGUCUCAAAUUGCUUUAGUUAACAGUAAUUUGGGGAAAUUUUUUUUUUUUAAGUAUUGAAUAAGGACCAGGUAAUCGCAGAAGGAAGCAAUGCUCCAUGAAAUCUGCUUACUCAUUUAAAAACUGUAUAUCAAUUUUAAGUACUUUUCAUCAUGUGCAGAUAUAAGGCGAAGAGGGCAUUCUGUAGAAUUAUCCAUGUCUAGUGUGUAAAAUGUGUAGUGUGUACUGCAGAUGUGUGUUUUCUGGACUUUAUGUAUCUGUACAGUAAGCUUUCAUUAAAAAAAAAAUUGUGGACAAAUUUGUUUUGGUGGUUUAAGGGGGAAGAAUGGUAGUUUAUAUCCAGUAAUGAUGCUGUAAUAUAGUAAGUGUAACAAAAAUAUCUGGAAGUAAACCUCCCUUGGCUUGUGGAAAUUUUUGGUUAUCUUCUAGGUUCUAAAAUGAAGAUGUAUGGAUACAUUGGCAGACUGCAUGUUGUAUAAUUUGAAAAAAUACUAAAAGUGGAAAAUAAAAUUGAAUUAAACUUUG
This is a messenger RNA of Loxodonta africana (African savanna elephant), 6890 nucleotides long. RefSeq names its product kinesin family member 5C (gene KIF5C). Gene Ontology annotation, biological process: microtubule-based movement; mitotic cell cycle. The transcript has 26 exons. The record is from RefSeq and is a predicted model, not a curated record. NCBI's taxonomy places the organism in Eukaryota, Metazoa, Chordata, Mammalia, Proboscidea, Elephantidae. Bases 220 to 3093 code for a protein of 957 amino acids. Gene Ontology annotation, molecular function: microtubule binding; microtubule motor activity; ATP binding. Gene Ontology annotation, cellular component: microtubule.